Messenger RNA from Zingiber officinale, 2576 nucleotides. Its product is annotated as RNA-binding KH domain-containing protein RCF3-like. Bases 212 to 2485 code for a protein of 757 amino acids. Gene Ontology annotation, biological process: regulation of gene expression. NCBI's taxonomy places the organism in Eukaryota, Viridiplantae, Streptophyta, Magnoliopsida, Zingiberales, Zingiberaceae. Gene Ontology annotation, cellular component: nucleus; cytoplasm. The transcript is spliced from 9 exons. Gene Ontology annotation, molecular function: mRNA binding. The record is from RefSeq and is a predicted model, not a curated record.
GAAUUAGUGAAUUAUUGUAACGGCGUUACAAAAUUUUGUAAUGGCUGUUCUCCAUCAGCGUAACCAGUUUUAUUAUGCGACUGCGCUGCUCGUCGAUUUCUGGAAGCUCGAGUGGUAGUGGAAGACCAGCCAAAGGAAAACCCUAACCAACGAUUUCCAUAUCGAUCGAAUCGAGAAGCUCAAAUCUCCACAGAUUCUACUUGGGGAAGCGAUGGAGCGAUCGCGCUCCAAGCGGAGCUACCACCACGACCUCGACGCCCACUCCCCGAGCCCUCCCCCUCGAUCCAAGUCCCGCUACGACGGCGGCAGCGGAGGACACCACCGGCGCGGAAACCACUACCGGCGGAGCGGUGAUCGCCGCGGCCCGCCCCCACCUCCGCCUCUACCACCGCCGCCGCCGCCCCCGCCAACACUCCCCUCCUCUUCCACCCUCUCCCCCUCCCCCAAGCUCCAGGACGGCCCCCACAGCGCGGCCACUGUCACCACCUUCUUCCGCAUCCUGUGCCCUGAUACCAAGGCCGGCGGCGUCAUCGGCAAGUACGGCAGCAUUAUCAAGGCCUUCCGGCAGGAGACCGGCGCGUGGAUCAACGUUCACCAGCUGGUCCCCGGUGACGACGAGAGGAUAAUUGAGACGUUGGACGAUCGGAGGAAGGAGCUGGAUGGUCGCCCACCCCAGUACUCGCCAGCGGAGGACGCUCUGCGGAUGAUCCAUGAGCGGAUCGUGGACGCCGAGUUUGAAUUCGGAGACGGCAAUGAGGAUGAAGCGUAUGGCAGCGGUGGGGCAGGGUGGGGAGGUGGGGAUAGGGAUCGAGGAAGGAUUACAACGAGGCUGGUUGUGCCGAGAACUCAUGUGGGUUGCUUGUUGGGGAGGGGAGGGAAGAUAAUUGAGCAGAUGAGGAUGGAAACCAAUACCCACAUCCGAAUUUUGCCACGGGAUCAGUACACUCCUCGAUGUGUCACAGUUGCAGAGGAGGUAGUUCAGAUUGUUGGAGAGGGAAAUUGUGUGAAAAAAGCUGUAGCCAUCGUAUUAUCUCGUUUAAAGGAGAGCUUACAUCGUGAUCGUGGUCCUUCCCGUGGACGAACAUAUUCACCAGAGCGCUAUGAUGAGUUUGUAAGUAAUACACCACAUCUAUCAGGCGCUGAAGAAUCUCUUUUGGCUUCACGAUCCUCAGCUGGAUUAGAUCGAUCAAGAAAUAACUCAUACGCUUUGGACCAUCAUGGAUACUCAUUUGAUUCAGAUGCUAAUCAUGUGAAUGACCAAUCACAAACAUUAUCCUUUGAGGAGCUUGUAUUCCGUAUUCUUUGUCCCAAUGAUAAAGUUGAAAGGAUCAUUGGACUUUCAAGUGGAAUUAUUGAAAUGUUGCAAGCUGAUGUGGGUGUGGAUGUGCAAGUUUCUGAUCCUGUGCCAGGUUCAGAUGAAUGCAUUAUAACUAUUACUUCUGAUGAGGGAUCAGAUGCGGAUCUUUUUCCAGCUCAGGAGGCUUUGUUGCAUAUACAGACUAAAAUAGUAGACCUUGGUCCUGAUAAGGAUAAUGUCAUUACAACAAGGCUUCUUGUUCCAACCUGUGAAAUUAUUUCGCUGGAGGGAUUCGAUGGAUUAUUGUCAGAUAUUCAAAGAUUGACCAGUGCAAACAUACAGAUAUUACCUAAAGAAGACCUUCCUACUUGUGCAAUGGAGGCUGAUGAGCUUGUUCAGAUUGUAGGGGAGAUUAGAGAAGCUAGAAAUGCUCUUAUUCAGGUGACUGCAAAGCUACGUGAUUACCUUUACCAGGAUAAUUCUGCUCCGAAAAGUACACUUCCACUGUCCUUUGCUGCCCCGAGCCAUGCUGGUAUUAUUGCUGGAAAGGAAUGUAACUCUCCUGCUAAAGCAUCACCACAUGAAUCUUAUCAAGGAAGUGAUCCACAGACAGAAAUUCAAAAUAUGCAUGUAGUAAUUGGCACACGACAUUCAAAGUAUGACACCGGAUUUCCUAGUGUGUCAGACCAGAAAGAGAGCAAUGCCAGUGAUGAGGGAAGGCAAAGUGGUGUACGAAGAUUUAAUGUUCCCUUGGUUACUAAGAGCACAUUGGAAGUUACCAUUCCAGACCAGGCAGUCCCGAGUUUAAUUAUGAGAUCUGGAAACAAGCUUGCUCAAAUCAGUGAGAUGUCUGGAGCAUCUAUUACCGUCAUUGAAGACAGACCAGAGCAGUCUGGAAAAAUUGUUCAAAUAUCUGGAAGCCCAGAGCAGGCUGAGAAAGCCCAGAGCCUUCUUAUGGGCUUUAUAUUGAGCACACUGCCUCUCUGGUACCUUCAACGUUGGCUAUGCAGCUUUGCUUUGCCUUCUUGUGGAUGCUCACCGCAAAUGUGCAGAUGCUCACGGUACAAGGGGAACCCAAGGCACUUGGAGAUGGCGCACACAUGCACGGAAGCAUCCCAGAUUUGGGAGGUGUUUAAGGUGAUAGAUGGCGUGCUGCUUUACAUUGGUGUUUUUCUGGUAUUUUACUAAUUGUGGAUUUUCAAUGAUAAGAUAUGCUCUUUUUAUUAAAAAAAAAAGAAAAAAAAAGAUCUGAGAUAGUGAAAGUGAGGAUGAAUGUGAG